Molecule: messenger RNA, 471 nt
Organism: Clavispora lusitaniae ATCC 42720
Lineage: Eukaryota; Fungi; Ascomycota; Pichiomycetes; Serinales; Metschnikowiaceae
Gene: RPL24A
Product: 60S ribosomal protein eL24
Biological process (GO): cytoplasmic translation
Cellular component (GO): cytosolic large ribosomal subunit
Molecular function (GO): mRNA binding; structural constituent of ribosome
Source: RefSeq, a predicted model, not a curated record
AUGAAGAUCGAAAUCGACUCCUUCUCCGGUUCUAAGAUUUACCCAGGUAGAGGUACCUUGUUUGUCAGAGGUGACUCCAAGGUCUUCAGAUUCCAAUCCUCCAAGUCCGCUUCUUUGUUCCACCAAAGAAAGAACCCAAGAAGAGUUUCUUGGACCGUCUUGUACAGAAGACACCACAAGAAGGGUAUCUCUGAGGAGACCUCCAAGAAGAGAACCAGAAGAACCGUCAAGCACCAAAGACCAAUUGUUGGUGCUUCUUUGGAGUUCAUCAAGGAGAAGAGAAACCAAAAGCCAGCUGAGAGAAAGGCCACCAGAGAGCAAAGAUUGGCUUUGGCCAAGGAAGCUGCCAAGGCCAAGAAGGCUGAGAGAAAGGCUGAAAAGGCCAAGCUUGCUGCUGCUGGCGCCACCGCCAAGGUCUCCAAGCUCGGUCAAAAGGGUGCUUUCCAAAAGGUCCACGCCACCUCUCGUUAA